CUCAUCCUCUUCUUGAUGCUCGGCUAACGGAACCCUUCAACAAGGGACGAGCGGAGGCGUCGGUGAAAAUGCAGCGCGGGUUCGACGGCGGCGCGUGAGGGAAGCACGUCAGGCUGAGGCUUUGAUAGUGGGUUUGAACUCGACUUUGAGGACUUGCUUCUUCAAUCUCUUCAAUCCAGUUUCUUCUUCAGUCGAAAUCUGCGGGUGAGGAAUCACCAUUUGUGGAAGUAAAGAUUCAGUCAUUCAGAUUCCGACCAGUUUCCAGCUUCUUGUGAUUUCCAUUGCAAAUCCAUGUUCUUCAUGAAGGGUUUUACAAGAACCCCAUCGAUUCAGUCGCUCUAUAAUCUUCUUCAACAAGUUUCGUCAUCAACCUUUGCUCCAAUGUACAGCACAGCCGCAUCUACACCUACUUCAGAGAAAAUGUCUUUCACGUUGAACUACCUAUUAGUAAAUGUGGAUUCUCCCGACAAACCGCAUCGAAGAUUUCCAAUCGCAUCACUAUGAAGUCAUCGGAAAAGCCAGACUUCGUUCUCUCCCUUUUCAGAAAAUGUGGUUUUUCAAAUUCGCAGAUUCGCAAUAUCAUCAAGAAGGCACCGAGAUUGCUUCUGAGUGAUCCUGGGAUGACUAUUUGGCCUAAGCUUGAUUUUUUACUAUCUAAAGGUGCGUCUAGCUCUCAACUUGUUGACAUCGUGACCAGAAGCCCUCGAAUCUUAUUCAGAAGCUUAGAAAAUCGUUUAAUACCUAGUUAUAAUUUUGUUAAAGGUUUUGUUGGAUCUGAUCAAAGGACUAUCACCUCAAUCCGGCGUAGUCAUAGAAUAAUGUAUUGUAAUUUCCUGGAAACUAACAUUCAACUCUUGCUUGACGUCGGAGUGCCUAAAUCUGGCAUUGCUGGAUUGCUUCAUGCGUGGCCUAGCUUGUGUACUAUGAAUUUAGAUAAAUUUAGAGUGGCAGUUGAGGGAGUAAAGGAGAGAGGUUUUGACCCUUCAAAAUCAAAAUUCAUUCCUGCAUUAUAUGCCACAAAUAAGUUGAGCAAAUCCAUUUGGAUUAGGAAGGUUGAAUUCUAUAAGAAGUGGGGCUGGUCUGAAGAAGAGAUUGAUAAAGCAUUUGCACUGCAUCCUCAUUGUAUGCUAAAAUCUGAAUCUAAGAUUAAGGCAGUGAUGGAGUUCUUUGUGCAUGACAUGGGUUGGGACUCCUGUGUGCUUGCCAAUAAUCCCAUAUUUUUUUCAAUGAGUUUGGAGAAAAGAAUCAUCCCAAGGGCUCAUGUCUUGCGAUAUAUUCAUUCAAGAGGUUUAAUUAAGAAUGCUUGUAUCGUAUACCCUUAUUAUAUUACUGAAAACAUAUUCCUUGAGAGAUAUGUCAAUCGUUUUGACGAUGAAUCUCCUCAAUUAUUGAAAUUGUAUCAAGAGACAAUGAAUCGUUCAAAAAAAACUUGAAUCUAGUUUGCUUCA
Prosopis cineraria is the source of this 1448-nucleotide messenger RNA. RefSeq names its product transcription termination factor MTERF5, chloroplastic-like. The record is from RefSeq and is a predicted model, not a curated record. Gene Ontology annotation, cellular component: chloroplast. Gene Ontology annotation, biological process: regulation of DNA-templated transcription; chloroplast organization. Gene Ontology annotation, molecular function: double-stranded DNA binding. The transcript has 2 exons. The coding region runs from base 501 to 1433 and encodes 310 amino acids. NCBI's taxonomy places the organism in Eukaryota, Viridiplantae, Streptophyta, Magnoliopsida, Fabales, Fabaceae.